This is a messenger RNA of Saprolegnia diclina VS20, 228 nucleotides long. RefSeq lists its product as hypothetical. Bases 1 to 228 code for a protein of 75 amino acids. The record is from RefSeq and is a predicted model, not a curated record. NCBI's taxonomy places the organism in Eukaryota, Oomycota, Saprolegniomycetes, Saprolegniales, Saprolegniaceae. The transcript is spliced from 2 exons.
AUGGAGGUGGUUCUCGGUGAACCACUGCCACCGCCAGACUUGCGCAAGCCGACAACGCUGCCACCCGCCGCGUCGGACGAGCUGCGCCUCGAGAACAAGAUCUUGAAGCUCAUGGCGACCAUCAACGCUCUCUGGGCCGGUGUCAACGCGCUCUCGUCCGACGAGUCGGCGCUCGCAGAGGCCAAGACAAAGCUCGAGGAGGAGACGGCGAACCUCAUGGCGCUGUAG